CGUCGCUGCUCAGCCUUUGAAACUCGGGCUGAGUUCAAUUAGGAGACCAUGUCCGCCAUCAACCCACUGCGCUCUUCUGUAUUCUCGUUUAAACCAAAUUCUCCAUGAAAUAGCAGUAACGCGUGGCCUCAAGAAUGGCCAGUUCGGGUGCAGUUCAGGUGAAACUAGAGCUUGGUCACCGUGCCCAGGUCAGAAAGAAACCUACCGUGGAAGGUUUUACGCAUGACUGGAUGGUGUUCGUCAGAGGAGCCGAGCGCAGCAACAUUCAGCACUUUGUGGAAAAAGUAGUUUUUCACCUGCACGAAAGCUUCCCAAGACCAAAAAGAGUGUGCAAAGACCCACCAUAUAAAGUUGAAGAGUCGGGGUACGCUGGCUUUAUCCUGCCCAUUGAAGUUUACUUCAAAAACAAGGAAGAACCUAAGAAAGUGCGCUUUGACUACGACCUGUUCCUGCACCUGGAAGGCCACCCGCCUGUCAAUCACCUGCGCUGCGAGAAGCUGACCUUCAACAACCCCACCGACGAGUUCCGCAGGAAGCUGCUGAAGGCUGGGGGGCAAAGAGAUCCACAUAAGAGAAGUACAGAAGACUCUAAAGUGAUGGUAAUGCAGGAGGGAUCCACGUCCUUGUUCGGGCAGCAUCUGAAGCUGCCCACCCUCCCCAGCAGCUCUCUGACGCUCACCUUCUCCGACGCCAAGAAGAGCAAGUCGUCCCUGGGGUCAAAGGUCGGUGGGGAUUCCCAGGAUGGGUCGAGGAGCAGCAGCAGCUCUCUCAGCACCGCCAACGCCAACAGCGGCGGCGGUGGGGGCUCCUCCAAGCUUCACAAGCCGAAGGACCACAAAGACAGAACUGCAAAAGACUCGAAGGAGCAUAAAAGUGCCUUUAAAGACAGUGCCCGAGACCCCGGCAAGCCUUCCAAAGAUUCCUCCAAGAAACCCAAAGAGAACCAGCCGGCCCGGGACGAACGGUCCAUCCCCAAGAUGGGCUUCAAGGAACCCAAGGCCCUGUCCAAGGAACACAAGUCCGAGGGGCCCGUCAAUCACGGGGCAGGGGCGGGACCUGGGGGGUCCAAAGCCCCCGGCAAGAGGCCGCCCGUUGGUGACGGCGAGGAGCACGUGACCAAAAAGAGGAAGAAGGGCUUUCCCGAGGCGCCCGCGAAACCCGCGUCCGGCCCCGCCUCCUCGCCACCUCAUCACCACUCGGAUAAAAAAACGACGCGGGACAGGCCGCCCAUCCGGCCCGCGAAGCUGAAGGUGGACAGCGAGCCGGCGGCGGGCCGGAAGCCUCCCGCCCUCCCGCCGUUGCGUGACCUCGUCGUCGACUCCAACGACUCGGACGCGGAGGACAACAUGUCCAACAAAUCAGAGUCAGAGCAGCCCAGCCCAGCCAGCUCCACCUCCAGUUCCAGUUCCGGCUUCGCUCCCUCCCACAAACACCACAGUAACGAUCGCCAAGUGCCUGAUUUCGUCUGCAGGAAGGUGGUGGCUGUUCCUACAACAGCCCACACAGUCUUGGGCCCCCUGCGCUCUAUAAUCCAGGAUCUACACUCAGAGGAUAAUGAAGAGGAGUCUGAGGACGAUGACGAUAAUGAAGCGGACUCUGACCUGGAGCGGCCACUGCACACGCACCUGAGCCACCGGCACCGCAGGGUGAGUCUGAGUGAUGGCAGCGACAGCGAGAAUAGCUCCGCCUCUUCCCCCCCGCCCCGGAACGACCCCCCACCGCCCCUGCUGAAGACCAGCAAUAACCAGAUACUGGAAGUGAAAAGCCCAAUAAAACAGUUGAAGCAAGAAAAAAGCAUGAAAAACAUUGACUGUGACAAGGCCUACCUGGAUGAGCUGGUGGAACUGCACAGACGACUGAUGGCGCUGAGAGAGAGACACAUCUUACAACAGAUCGUCAACCUCAUCGAGGAGACAGGACACUUCCACAUCACCAACACCACCUUUGACUUUGACCUUUGCUCGCUGGAUAAAACCACGGUGCGCAAGCUGCAGAGUUAUUUGGAGACUUCCGGAACAUCCUGAGGAUCUGGGUGCAGCUGGCUGCCAUGAAAGGGGAAGAUCCUCACGCCCACAUGGGGCAUGGGGC
Messenger RNA from Anguilla anguilla (European eel), 2088 nucleotides. RefSeq names its product MLLT3 super elongation complex subunit (gene mllt3). The coding region runs from base 135 to 2024 and encodes 629 amino acids. Lineage: Eukaryota; Metazoa; Chordata; Actinopteri; Anguilliformes; Anguillidae. The record is from RefSeq and is a predicted model, not a curated record. Gene Ontology annotation, cellular component: super elongation complex. The transcript has 14 exons. Gene Ontology annotation, biological process: regulation of DNA-templated transcription.